AUGUUGGUAUCCAAUACCGCCUUGCAAAAUUCCAUAUUUCAUGCGACACAUGGCAUAAAAGAAUACGCUAUUUGCUAUAAACCAAACAAAGGAAAAGAGCGCGAGAAAAAGGGCCAAGGGGCCAUGGGCGAUCCCAUCUCCAUCGCUGGCCUCAUCAUCCAGCUCAUGAGCACAGCCAAGCAGGCAUACGACUUUGGAACCUCGGUCAAGAAUGCUCGACAGGAAAUCCAGGACUUGCUUGGCGAGCUUUUCGCCCUUAAAGCGAUUGUCGAACAAAUGCGGUCUGAUGACGAAUUUCUCGCCAACGACAAGCAGUAUUUGAUUCCUGGGCCAUUCAACAACACCUGGUUGUAUACGCGGGAUCUUCUUACUGAAAUACUUGACGAUUUGGUCAAAAGAGCAUCGCGAGGCCAGUCAUCAUUGAAACAUUUAGGAUGGCCAGGCAAGAAGUCGGAGCUGCGGGAAAAGAUCACGAAGCUGGAAAGGUUAAAGACCUACUUCAUAUUGGUUUUGAUGAACGAUCAAGUGUUGGUUUACCAUUUCUUCGGCAUAGCAUUUUCUACAUGCCAAGCUGGAACUGGACGUUGGUUUAUCGAUAAACACCUCGAGGAGUGGAUUUCCGGAAGACACCAAUCUAGGUUUCUAUACCUAGAGGGAAAGUCUGGAUCCGGAAAGACUGUUCUUUGUUCAGCAGCUAUCGAAAAGACAAAAAAUGCUAUUCAAGAAAGUACAUCGACGCAGAUUCUUUACUUUUACUGUUCUUUUCGCUCCGCCAUGUCUCAGCAGCCGGAUCAUUUCAUCGGCAGUCUUUUGGGCCAACUAUCUUCGACAUUUCCUGAAAUAUUACGAGAUCUGAGGGAUUCAUUUGAGCGAAGGGUUCUCCCUACAAUUGACGCACUAGUGGACCUUGUGUGCCGGAACUUGAUACAUUUGGAAAAGAUAAUUCUCUUUGUUGAUGCGGUCAACGAAAGUGCUGAAAGUGACGCCUUUUUCUCCAUUUUAUCCAGCUUGGUGAAUUCAAUACCUAAUCUCUUCAUCAUGGUUACAAGUACGACACCUCCACCUGCUAUUUAUAGCGACAAGUCGCUGUUUAAAGUUCGAAUGCAAUCGAACUCUAACAAAGACGACAUCCACGCGUUCAUCUAUGAGCAGUUGCAGUCCCGGCCAUCACUCCGCCGCCUAAGCCCUGAUGCUAAGAAUCAAAUCAUAGCGACCUUGACAAAAAAGGCAGACGGAAUGUUUCGCUAUGUUCAGUGCCAAAUCGACCUGCUUAGCGCACAGCGAACAGGCCGGGACGUUAUGAAAGCGUUGGAAAAAAUCCCCGAAGGCCUCAACGGUACAUAUGAGCUUAUCCUAGGGAGUAUCUCCUCUAGUGACCGGUCAAUAGCUAGAGAAGCACUGGUAUGGUUGACCUAUAGCUAUCAGCCAAUGCGCCUUGCUGCACUCAACGAAGCGGUCGUCAUAGAUAGGGGAGAUGAACUCCUCGACGACGAAUGCAAAUUAUGUGACCCAAAGGCCAUUCUAUACAUCUGUCAAGGCCUAGUUAGCUAUGAUGAAAAGACGUCGAUUAUUACCCUCGCUCACUCAUCUGUACAGGCUUAUUUAACUUCGGAUCUGAUCAAGCAUGGAUGUGCGGCAUUCUUCAGCAUUGAUGAAACGGAAGCUACCAGGAAUAUGUUUGAGAAAUGUCUUACAUACCUAGGCUUCAGAAAUUUCGACCAUCCAUGUCAAGACAAGCCAUCACUCAACCAACGCCUAAAUGAAAAUCCGUUGUUUCGUUAUGCGUCAGAUAAUUGGGCUUUCCACUGCUACGCUCUUCAAUCUUUAGGAUCCGGGCUUACUGGGGCCGAUUUACAGUCCGUGAUGAAACUGUUUUCUACACGUCAGGAACACGGUGGCGGAAACUACACCUCAUGGGCACAGUUAAUUUUGUUUGAAGCCCCGGCUCGACGAGCCCUGAAAACCAUGCCUCUUUAUUAUGCUGCCUCUUUUGGACUGCUUCCAGUUGUAGACAGGCUCCUGGAAAGCGAAACGACUUGCAACACCCAUGGAGGACGAAACGAGGCCACCCCGCUGAUCGUUGCGACAUUCCGCGGCCACCUGCCAGUUGUUGAGCGCUUGCUGCGGGCUGAUGCAGACCCUAGCAGAAAAGAUAGGUUUGGCAUUACAAGUCUUGAAUGGGCAUUGGAAAAUCGUCGACAUGACAUUGCAAAGAUUUUGGUAGACCAUGGUGCCAAACAGCCUACGGACGAUUGA
Molecule: messenger RNA, 2256 nt
Organism: Talaromyces rugulosus
Lineage: Eukaryota; Fungi; Ascomycota; Eurotiomycetes; Eurotiales; Trichocomaceae
Exons: 5
Coding region: 1-2256 (751 amino acids)
Molecular function (GO): protein binding
Source: RefSeq, a predicted model, not a curated record